Xylaria bambusicola is the source of this 4968-nucleotide messenger RNA. Its product is annotated as ankyrin repeat-containing domain protein. The record is from RefSeq and is a predicted model, not a curated record. Gene Ontology annotation, molecular function: protein binding. The transcript has 3 exons. Bases 1 to 4968 code for a protein of 1655 amino acids. Lineage: Eukaryota; Fungi; Ascomycota; Sordariomycetes; Xylariales; Xylariaceae.
AUGUCCGCGACGAGGCUGUACAAUGAAGCCCUUGCGGCGUUCAGAACCCAGAUGCUACAGGAGCUUAAACCUGGGAAGGAACAUGAACUACUCGAGAACUUCCUGGCAACACGAGAGGCCCCCAAUCGAGCAGCUGAAGAGGCCAAGUCGUUAAAGGCUCAUACCGACAAGAAAUGGGGUGAUCGAAAGAUUGGCAAGGUAACGGUACCAGCUCAUUGGAUCGACAAGAUCAUGGAAAACAUACAAAAUUUCAUUAGUGUCGGGAAUUUCGUCAUGGAAGGGGCGCCAGAAAGUGCCGGUCUUGCUUGGCUUGCUGUCAGACUAACUUUAUCGGCGAUUCAAGGCAACUAUGAGCUCUAUUCGUUAUUCGGGUCUGGCCUUACAGAUAUUACAGAGAUUAUGAUAUUGAUCCCGCACUACGAUAAUCUGUAUGACAGCGGUUCCAAAAAGGCGCGAAAGGACUCAUUGGUGGGAAUACUCUUCGACAACAUCAUGGAAGCAUACAUAGCCGUUCUUCGAUUCUCUUUUGAGAUCAAGAGGCAUGUUUCAGCCAGCUCGAUAUCAAAGGUCACUCACGUUGUCGCAGAUUUCUUUGGCACAUCAAAACUAAAAUUUCAAGAUCUACUCGAUAAAAUCAAGACUCGCAAGUCAAGAGUGCUCGAGUACAGCAUGGCGGCAUAUCAGGACAAAUCACUCAAGUUCAAUGAUAAACAAGAGGCUGAUAUGGAAUCUCUCAAGAAGACACUGGAAGAUAUGCAAAGUUUUCAUGAUAGUGAAAAGAAAUACCGUGAAGAAUUCAUUGCCGAAAUACAUGCGGUGAAGCAAUCCAUUGAGGCAACAACCAAGCCGAAGACCCCCUGGGAUUUUGCAAUAGUCAACUUCGAGAAGACGAAAAAGAAGCUGAGUCCUGAAGACGGUGUGCAAGAGCCUCUGACCACAGCACUGAGUAGGCGUUUUGCAGGGACAUGUGAAUGGAUACUCGAAGAUAAGGAUUUUCUCAAGUGGCACCAAGCGAAUUCCAACGAAUUACUCUGGGUUACCGGGAGACAGGGUACCGGAAAAUCGACGUUGCUAGGGUUCAUCACCGAGCAUCUUUGUGAUAAUAUGGACAAAGAUAAUACGAUUCCAAUCUAUUUCUCAUGCGAGACCAACACUAAAGCAAUAAAAGUUUGCAACUCUCUAUUGUAUCAGGUCUAUAUCCAAGCAAGGAGCGAGCGAAAUGAUUUGCUUCUUCUAGAAGCUUGCAACGCAGUGUUCUCUAACGCUAAAAGCGCUGAGCUUAGCAAUACCAGAGGAAGUGAGCCAACGGCGAAAGCUAGAGGGGGUAUAGCCCAUAUCAUUGGGAAUGACGACAGUCUAGCGGAUCUUGCGGUAGCCAUGCCAAAACUAUCUGCGCUGUUGAAACGAUCCAUCGUUGUUAUCAUUGACGCCGUUGAUGCUUUGCAAGCUGAUGACCAAAAGCACCUGAUCGACCAGCUUCGGAUGGUACUUAACCCGACUACCGAUUUGGAACCUUCCAAAUUUCAGAUCAAAAUCUUAGUGGGCUGUAGAGUGCCCUUGCGGUCCGCGUAUACGGAGUUGAAAAUGGAAGAUCGCAAUCAUCAAGAUAUGAGAACCCGGCUAUCUGCGGCACUCAAAUCGUUGCAAGGAAUAACCCAAGAAGAAACGGAUAAGGCAAUGAACAUCAUACUUAAGAAAGCCGGACCAAACUUCAACUAUAUCACGGAAACCGGGAUCCCGUUCAUCCGCCAGCCAUUCCAGGGCCCGCUAGACAAGCACUUGGAAUUGCUGCCUGAGCCUCGCGAGGUAUCCAACACUUACGAAGAGGCGAUACAAAAGAUGGAGCCCAAUUACCUAGAUCUUCUACGAGUCGCUGUUACCUGGUGUUUGUUAGCACCAGGACCGAGGAUGUUAACGGUAGAAGUCGUCAUGGAUGCUUUCCGAGGCACAUACCAAACUGAUACCCCAGAUAACGAGUCACUGACGGGUGAAUACAGUGCUGAAGUAUUCCCGCUAGCCUCGCAUCUAGAGAAAACUCAAUUGGAAGACACUCAAGGCCCUUUCUUAGAUAUGGAACUUGACGACGCUUCCCCUAGUUUUGUUUCGUUACGAAACUAUACUGAAGUGAGAGAGUUCUGUGUCGAAGGUGCUAGUCAUCAGAGCUCCCAUGAAAACCCUCAAAAUGAAGAAAUUCAUAUGUGCUCGCGAUGUGGGGUAUUCAUGUCAGGGCCAAAACAUCUAAUUGUCUCUGAAAAGGAAGGCCAUUUAGACAUUGCGUUAGCUUCACUACGCCACCUCAACCACCCUCUAUUCCAGAAAAGGGCGCAACUACUUUUCUAUGAAACUAGUCUAGCUACUGAAGAGCUAGAGCCUCAGAAAGCACAAGAGCAGCCUCUCGUAGAUGGCUCCUCUGAAACUCCUGAGAUGAACACGAAAAAUGCCGCCAACAUGGAAGGGGGUACGACGAUAAACGACGGUACCAGUAAAGCAGAUGUUGUCACGCUCGUGGCACGUCAUGAAACUACUACAGAUGAGAAAGACGACGCGGAAACGAAGCCUGACGGUGAAACCAAAGAAUCAGAGAAUGACGAUGACAGCGAUGGAUCAGUAGAUGAGGAGGAUGAUGAUGCAGAGAACCCAACUGGUGGAACCGAAGAGGAUAUUGACCCGGUCCCGGAGUUCAGCUCCAGAUACGAAAUUCACUACUGGCCGUAUCACCUUCGCAAGGCUGAAGACCUGUGGAGCGAAGAAGAGCGUGCAGGAAAUGAUAAGUGGACGCAAGUACUUGCUCAACUUGACCGCCUCUGCGAGAAUACAAACGUUUUUGGAUCCUGGCAAAGAGUCUUCAGCUAUCGAGAGUCGAGUACUUAUUUGAGAUCCUCAAGAAAACCACUUCACGUAGCCUCCUACCUAGGCCUUGUGAGUUGGGCUAAGCACCUCCUAGACCGGAAGCAAGACCCAAACGAACUAUCAGGUUCAUAUAACGCUUUACAAGCGGGCGCCCUGAGAGGUGCUAGCCCAGAAAUGCUAAGAUUGCUCCUCGAGAGAGGGGGCGAUAUUAACGCACAGUCAGCAGAUGCAGCACCAGCUUUCCACACAUGGCUGAUUCAAGAUGCCAGCGUGGAUACAGUCAAGCUCAUGCUAGAACAUGGUGCGGAUCCUCUUAUACAUGGCAGGCUCGAAGGUUUUACCGCGCUACAUCACCUGGCUUGGAAAGGAGAAGACCCCGAUGCACUAGACCUCAUCUUGAAUCAUUCUUCAGUUAAAGCCAGCAGCAAUUACAUCAAUAUCAAGAGCAAAGACAAGGAAACUCCUCUACAUGUCCUACUUUGGAGAAAAGAGGUUCCUAUUGAGCUUUUGAAGGCCUUUCUGGAUCGUGGUGCUAAUGUUAACGAGGACGAUAACUACUCAAGGCGGCCGUUGCAACUGGCUAGUAUAUGGGGCGAACUCAAAUGUCUAGAGGUUCUGCUUCGUGAUGCUGAACUGAUUGACGACGAUGAUAGUUUUGGAAACACUUCUCUGAAUUUCGCAGCAUCAUACGGCCACGUGAAGUGUGUCGACCUGCUAAUUCGUAAGGGUGCAAAUAUCCACCGUACUAACAAAGCCGGGCGAACGCCCCUUCACGAAGCUGCUUGGAGUGGAGAAAAGGAAUGCAUCGAGAAGUUGCUAGAGCAUGGCGCUGAGAUCAAUUGCCUGGACUCGCACGACAGAAAUCCCUUAUUCUACGCUUGUCAAGGAAAUUCGGAAGAUACGGCUGUCUUCAUCCUAGACACAUUGCUAGAGAAGAAAGUCCCCUUCUCCGAGAUCAACAAAGCCACGAAAGGGUUGAGGACGCCUCUCCGCCAAGCAGCAUCAGCUGGGUAUGAGCGAGUGGUACGAAAGCUGAUCGAUAACGUCAAGGGAAACAGUGAUGUAGCCAGUCUUCAGUUAGACCAAGAAGACCGAAGACACGGGAUGACACCACUUCACCGUGCAGCAUGGAAAGGGUAUGCCGAAUGUGUCAGGGCUCUGCUUGAAGCAGGCGCCGAUGCGAAGAUUCUAGUGAACGACCAAAGCUCCAGAACAGCUCUUGUGCUUGCCUACGAGAAAUGGGCACUCAGCCAUCAGAGCUCCUAUGAAGACACCAUCUCUCAAUUAAUCGAAAAGAAUCCACUAGCGGCGAAAAAUGACGCGGAACUCUUGUGUUUAUGUGCCGAGAAUGGCAGCAUUGAGAUCAUCAGACAACUUCAGGGAAUCGGCGCAGACUUUAGUCUUCGGGACCAAUUUGGCUGGACACCUUUGGAGUUGGCGAGAAAGCUCCAACGAACUGAGGUUGAACAAUUGCUCAAGAAACAGAUAGCUUGGAAAGGGCUACUUCCAGGUCGAUGGGAAAGGAGCGAUCUCAAAGGUGCCAUCUCGGAGGACGGUCUAAAAAUCACUUACGCGAACGGAACACGCAUCUGUGUCACUACGGAUCGUCCACUGCCGGCUGGAUUGGAUGAUUUCUACUUCGAAAUCACCAGCGAGCCCUUUGAGACACAGUCCAUAGCAGAAUAUCCGGAGUUUGCCAUAGGCUUCUGCACCCUGCGUGGUGAUACUAUCGAUUUCCCGGGGUGGCCGCCGCGGGACCAGGCGAAAUCAGCGGCUUCGUGGGCUUAUCACGGCGAUGACGGAGGGUUUUACCGUAGCACCGGCGAUGGGCAAGGAGGGUUCUCGGACCGGGAACUUCGAUACCAGUCUGGAGAUACAGUGGGAUGCGGAGUAGAUCUUACUACAGGCAAGAUCUGGUUUACGAAAAACGGCCAAUUGUUGAAGCACUCAUUUCAGGAUGUGCAUGGGCGGCUAUUUCCCGUUGUUGGUCUGCGGCAGCCAGUUUGCAUUUCCACGAAUUUUAUAGGUCCUUUCAAAUGGGACUGCGAUGGAGAACGUGACGAGCCCGAUGGUAAUGCAGCUGCAAUUGCUGGCACGGCUGCGAUAGCAUCGAAAUAG